AUGGCAGACUACUCUUACAAGUACUACAACAUCACCUUCCCCCAGCAAUAUGUCGCCCACGUCGAGAUCAACCGGGCCGACAAGAUGAAUGCCUUUUUCGAAGCCAUGUGGAUCGAACUAUCCCAAGUCUUCGCCAACCUCUCGCAAGACCCCUCUGUCCGCGCCAUCGUCCUCAGCGGCGCCGGUGACAAAGCAUUCACAGCCGGGCUAGACGUCAAAGCCGCGUCCGAGGGCUUCUUAAUGGACAAGGACGCAGACAACGAUCCCGCCCGCAAAGCCGCCGCUCUACGCCGCCACAUCUCUCCAUUUCAGGACUGCAUCAGCGCGGUUGAGCGCUGCGAGAAACCUGUUAUCGUGGCUAUGCAUGGAUUCUCGUUGGGCCUAGCCAUCGACCUCUCUACUGCAGCGGAUGUGCGGGUAUGCGCACGCGAUGCACGAUUCGCGGUUAAGGAGGUUGAUAUCGGCAUUGCGGCGGAUAUCGGAACGCUGAGCCGGUUGCCCAAGGUUGUUGGAAACUUUGGAUGGGUGAAGGAAGUUGCAUUGUCGGCGCGAAUUUUUGGAGCGGAUGAGGCGCUGCGUGUGGGGUUUGUCAGUUCCGUGUAUGAUUCGAAGCAGGAUGCUGUUCGGGGGGCGGUGGACUUGGCAACGUUGAUGGCUAGUAAGAGUCCAGUUGCGGUGCAGGGGACGAAGGAGAUAUUGAAUUGGUCGAGGGACCAUUCGGUGCAGGAUGGCCUGCGGUAUACAUCAGUCUGGAACAGCGCUGCUCUACAGACCAAAGAUGUAUCUUCAGCACUACUGUCAGGAAUCCAGAAACGGACGCCAACGUUUGAGAAGUUGUGA
Molecule: messenger RNA, 840 nt
Organism: Aspergillus ruber CBS 135680
Lineage: Eukaryota; Fungi; Ascomycota; Eurotiomycetes; Eurotiales; Aspergillaceae
Product: enoyl-CoA hydratase/isomerase family protein
Exons: 3
Coding region: 1-840 (279 amino acids)
Cellular component (GO): mitochondrion
Molecular function (GO): delta(3,5)-delta(2,4)-dienoyl-CoA isomerase activity
Source: RefSeq, a predicted model, not a curated record